This is a messenger RNA of Scomber scombrus (Atlantic mackerel), 7808 nucleotides long. RefSeq names its product DAB2 interacting protein b (gene dab2ipb). The record is from RefSeq and is a predicted model, not a curated record. The coding region runs from base 526 to 4104 and encodes 1192 amino acids. NCBI's taxonomy places the organism in Eukaryota, Metazoa, Chordata, Actinopteri, Scombriformes, Scombridae. Gene Ontology annotation, biological process: regulation of GTPase activity. The transcript has 16 exons.
UGUUUGUGGAUGUAUAUAAUUGUGUUACAAGGAACCCAUUUAAUGCUUUAUAAAACAGAGGGACUGUCUUUCUGUCUUUCUAUAAAAUUCCUUUAGUGCACUCUGGCACUGUGAACAGGAACAGCUUUCCUGUCAGUCAGGAUACACACUCACACAGUAUUCCGGAUAAUGCCUCUGGGAUCUCGCUGUGGGAAACUUUGAGGGGGAGUGUUUAAAGGUGGAGCAGAACACUGAGCUUGUGGGACAGGACUCAAGCAUUGAACAGAAGUGGAUGUUUGAUGGUUUGAUCUUCCCUCACUCCAAUGGGAGACGCUUUGACAAUGGACUGGAUUUGACGCUGACACACAAGAGGACUUAAGUAGCUGAGUGCCUGCGAGAGGACUCUGAAGUGAAGUUUGUGAUAAACAGAGUUGCAGUCCAUGAGAACUUUGCCUGGAGCUUAUCUGCGCUGACACCAGAUUCAAGAGGAGUUUCAGUUCUGCUGAGACACUGUGUUGUGUGGGCUCCAGAGUAGGAAUUAGCACCAUGGCAGGGGUCACUAGAAAGGGUUCUGGGAGACCCUCGUACUACUACAGAUUCUUGGGCAAGUCCCGACUGCAGCGUCAGCGCAGCCGGUCCCGCAGUCGCACCAGGAUGGCUGCCAACAGGGAGUCUCCUCCAGAGAGGACAGGACGCCGACGCAGCAUGCCAGGCAGUUCCUCAGACAAAACUACACCCACCAUGGAGACUACAUCCACCGCUACCACACCUUUCAGAGUCACCGUGAGUACUGGCUUUCUAAGUCGACGGCUGAAGGGCUCCAUAAAACGCACCAAGAGUCAACCCAAACUCGACCGCAACUCCAGCUUCAGACACAUCCUGCCUGGCUUCAGGAGCGUCGACAAUGACAGAUCUCAUCUGAUGCCAAGGCUGAAGGAGUCUCGCUCCCAUGAGUCAUUGCUCAGCCCCAGCAGCGCUGUGGAAGCCCUGGACCUAAGUAUGGAGGACGAGGUUAUCAUCAAGCCUGUUCACAGCAGCAUCCUCGGGCAGGACUACUGCUUUGAGGUCACCACCUCCUCAGGAAGCAAAUGCUUUUCCUGCCGUUCAUCAGCCGAGAGAGACAAAUGGAUGGAGAAUCUGAGGAGGGCAGUCCAGCCCAACAAGGACAACAGUCGUCGGGUGGAGAACAUGUUGAGGCUGUGGAUCAUCGAGGCCAAGGACCUGCCAGCCAAAAAGAAAUAUUUCUGUGAGCUUUGUCUCGAUGACUCGCUCUACGCUCGCACCACCUGUAAGCUCAAGGCUGACAAUGUGUUUUGGGGAGAGCACUUUGAGUUCAAUAACCUGCCCGCUGUCAUGAGCAUCACGGCACACCUGUACAAAGACACAGACAAGAAGAAAAAGAAAGACAAGAACAAUUACAUCGGACUUGUUAAUAUCCCCGUCGCAGCUGUUACCGGACGACAGUUUAUGGAGAAGUGGUAUCCAGUCAGCACGCCCAACCCCCCUAAGGGCAAGACAUCUGGACCUAUGAUCAGGAUCAAGGCACGCUAUCAGAGUAUGAACAUCCUUCCCAUGGAGAUGUACAAGGAGUUUGCAGAGUACACCACCAAUAACUACAUGCUGCUGUGCUCAGUGCUCGAGCCUGGGAUUAGCGUCAAGAACAAGGAGGAGAUGGCGUGUGCGCUGGUGCACAUUCUGCAGAGCACUGGCAAGGCCAAGGACUUCCUCACAGACUUGAUGAUGUCAGAGGUGGACCGCUGCGGGGAGAACGAGCACCUCAUCUUCAGAGAGAACACAUUAGCGACGAAGGCUAUCGAGGAAUACCUCAAACUGGUGGGACAGAAAUACCUUCAGGACGCCCUCGGUGAGUUCAUCAAGGCUUUGUAUGAGUCAGAUGAGAACUGUGAGGUGGAUCCGUCCAGAUGUUCGUCAGGUGACUUACAAGAGCACCAGAGUAACCUGAAGAUGUGCUGCGAGCUGGCCUUCUGCAAAAUCAUCAAUUCAUACUGUGUUUUCCCACGAGAACUGAAAGAGGUGUUUGCGUCAUGGCGGCAGGAAUGCAGCAACCGGGGUCGACCGGACAUCAGCGAGCGUUUGAUCAGUGCGUCCUUGUUCCUGCGGUUUCUCUGUCCGGCCAUCAUGUCCCCGUCACUUUUCAAUCUGAUGCAGGAAUACCCCGAUGACCGCACGGCACGUACGCUCACGCUCAUCGCUAAAGUCACCCAAAAUCUGGCCAACUUCACUAAAUUUGGUAACAAGGAAGAGUACAUGUCCUUCAUGAACCAGUUCCUGGAACACGAGUGGACCAAUAUGCAGCGCUUCUUGCUCGAAAUCUCAAACCCAGAGACAAUCUCCAACACGGCAGGCUUUGAGGGGUAUAUCGACCUCGGCAGGGAACUCUCCACCUUGCACUCCCUCCUCUCUGAGGUGGUGUCUCAGAUGGACCAGAGUGCCGCCUCUAAGCUGGGACCUCUGCCCAGGAUCCUGCGGGAGGUGAACACAGCUCUGUCUAACCCGUCCUGUGUCCAGAUGACACCCGGACAGUCCUCAGAGCACAUGGGCUCGCCUCCUGCUGAGGCAAGUUGCAGCAUCUCAAGCGGCCUGCAGAAGAUGGUCAUCGACAAUGAUCUUUCAGGAUUGGUUGACUUCACCCGGUUACCCUCCCCCACCCCAGAAAAUAAGGACAUAUUUUUUGUGACAAGGAGCUCAGGGAUCCAGCCUUCCCCAGCACGUAGCUCAAGCUACUCUGAGACCAACGAGCCUGACCUGGGCAUGGCCAAUGGCAGCAAGAGUCUGUCCAUGGUGGACCUCCAGGACCCCCGCAGUCUGGAGAGUGGCGCAGGUCCCAGCACCUCAGAUGUUUUGUGUGAAGGCCCAGGCUCUGGGGGCGGCUGGUCAGCCAGAAUCCCACAAGGCAACAUUCCUGGAGGUCCCACCUUGAGGAGGCCAGGCCAGACCCCCACCACCCCAGGUACAGAGAGCACCCCAGGUCGACCCGCCCAGUUACUAGCCCCCCUGUCCUUCCAGAACCCAGUGUACCAGAUGGCCGCUUGCCUGCCCGUGUCCCCUCGUGGAAUGACCGACUCGGGCUCCGAGUGCCACAGUUCUGUCAGUUCCCAUAGCAACAACGAGGACGGACCAGCAGGAGGGAGACCCGCCUUCUUGAACCACGGUGGAGGAGGUGUCGUCGGCGUCGGUGGCGGGAGCAGCGGGGACGAGUACACCAGGCGCUCGGGCGAGUUCAACCGCCGACAGCUGUCCCUCACAGAAGCGCAGCACCAGCCCACCGUCCCCAGACAGAACAGCGCCGGCCCCCAGCGGAGGAUAGACCAACCCCCUCCUCAGAGCAUCACCCGGGGCCGCACGCCUCCAAAUUUGCUCAACAGCGGACCCUACCCUCGGCCCUCCUCCGGCAGCAUGAUGACAUCAUCACCCGACUGGCCGGGCAGCGGGGCUCGGUUACGACAGCAGUCCUCCUCCUCCAAAGGUGACAGUCCUGAGACCAAGCAGAGGGCUCAGCACAAACAGGCCCCCUCCCCAGUGAACCCCAGUGCGCUGGACCGCACAGCCGCCUGGCUAUUGAAUAUGAAUGUGCAGUAUUUAGACCAUGAGGGGAUGGAGCCAGAGUCACUGAGAAACAGAGAGGAUCUGACUCAGGUGGAGAAGUACCAGCAGGAGAUCGCCUUGCUGCAGGAGAAGCUGCGGGCGUCGGUGCAGAAGCUGGAGGAGUACGAGGCACGCCUGAAGGGUCAGGACGAACAAGCCCAGAAGGUGUUGAUGGAGUACCAGGCCAGGCUGGAGGAGUCUGAGGAGCGCCUGCGCAGACAGCAGGAUGACAAAGACCUCCAGAUGAAGGGCAUCAUCAGCAGGUUAAUGUCGGUGGAAGAGGAGCUAAAGAAGGAUCAUUCAGACAUGCAGGCAGUGGUUGACUCUAAACAGAAGAUCAUCGACGCACAGGAGAAGCGCAUAGCAUCGUUGGAUGCAGCCAAUGCCCGCCUGAUGAGCGCACUGGCCCAGCUGAAGGAGCGCUACAGCAUGCAGACCCGGAACGGCAUCUCCCCCACCAACCCCACCAAACUGCAGAUUACUGAGAACGGAGAGUUUAGAAACAGCAGCAACUGCUAGACAGACUGGCAUCUGCUCCGAGUGAGUGUUGUGUGCCUGCGUGUGUAUAGUUAAUAAACAAGAGGACGUCUACAUGCAUGCAUGGAUGCAUGCCAGUUUGAAAGACCGCAAAGAUGAGUGUGAGUGUGAGUGUGUGUGUGUGUGUGCGUGUGUGAACGUGUGUUUUUAAAAGCGGACAGUUCUUUUGGAAGACAUUUUUGGACACAGUGUGGGAGUCAGGACCUCGCUCUGAGGGGGUUAGCCAGCCAAAAGAGGUGGGAUCUGGCGUUGAUGGACGGAUCACCAAGAGAACAAGAUCACCAGACGGCCUUCAUCACGAGGGCGACGGCCAGAGGAGGCGGUGCAGAGCUUGUACAUAUGAAACUCAAAGCUGUCCAUCAGUCAAACACUUUGCCAGUGGAUGUAUGCAGUCGCUGGGACAAUUCAAGACCCUGCCUAUGCCUGGGACGAACCACUAUAUAACCACACACAGUGACGACCGCUAGAUGACGGUCGCCCUAGCAACCCUCCUCUCCUCGUCUCUCUCUUUCUCUCUCUCUCUCUCUCUCUCUCUCUCUUUAUUCUUCUUCCUCUUGACAACCAAGUGGACCCACUUAAAAACAAUAACACACAUUAAGGAUUAUCACUUUAGUUGUCUGGAGAGGAUUAAUUUCUAGUGCUUUAUUUUAAAGUCAUUGUUUAUAAAGAACCAAAUAGGAGCUAAAAAAAAAAAGAUAUUUUUAGUCCAAAACAAUCUUCUCUAUUUCCCUCUUCACUCCUCAGGUGUGUUCCUGAGCGUCCCGCUUACCUCCCAAAACCCCUCUGCUUACCCCUCCAUCCCUACGUAGUGCACUUUGUGAAAAGCUAUUGGUACAUGAAACGCCUUAAGUAAGGAACACACCUCGACUUUAUCCCGGAGCUCCCCUAUUUCUGCAAAAAAAAAAGGCACAACUUAUACUGUGGAUUUGUAAAGGAUACAGAAAUAAAUUGUACACAGUUAAAUGUAUUAUGAAAACUAAAGUAAAUGAAUUAUAUGUGAUACUAUAUUAAUGAAAUUUAAUAUAGAUGUAUGCAUUUCUUUUCUUCUUCUAUAGAAUAUACACACAUAUACCUAUAUUUGAUAAUCUCAAAUAUAAAAGCAGCCCUUUAUUUAGGAGUGAGAUCUAGUUUUUAUUUUCUCUGACGAUGAAAGACUGUAGUGUGUAGCUUGCUUUAGAGCCCUGGAUGAAGAGACCACAGCGAGCAGUGAUCAGCACCAUCGCCUCAGCCAUCCGUCAAAAACUCCAUGAUGCUUAACCCUUUACAUACCGUACGUGUAAGAGAAAUGUCUGUACAGUAGCUCAAAUGACUCCGGCGUAGCUUGCACAACUCGUGAUCAAGUGAUCAGUUCUUCACCUGGUGCUAAUCACUGCUCUGAAAGACAGACGACGCAGAUGAAUUAAACACAGAUUUAGAUUUUGGUUGGCUCAUGUGUUGUGUACCUGUGUGUGUGUGUGUGUGUGUGUGUGGUGGUCUUCUUGCUCUAGUAGCACAAGAGCUAUUGAGAGAUGUGUUUGGACGCACUCGCUCAUAGUAUACACUGGACUGGUGAGCCAUUGUACUAAUGGCCUCCUUAGUUGCAUCAUUUUCUCUUUUAACUGCUUUGUUUGUCAGUGGUAAUGAAGUAUGCUGCAUCCAAACUGUGACUCUGUUAUUCCUAGUGGCAUCAUUUCUCUUCUCAUCUCCCCUCUUUGUGUCUUUUUUCUUACUCCGCCCCUCCUGCGGUUUCUUCUGAAUGUGAAGAUGCUAACUCACAGUUGGUCUUAAAGAGGUCCUUCAAAUCGUUCCUGUCAUCGCUGUCAGAUCCCAUAGCUCCAUCUCAGCAUCUGUAUUUUGUAUAUUUUUGUAUUCAUUUUUCUUACCUGUAACAGACUAUAGUGUGAGGCUCUGCAUGCUUCAUCCUUGCUCUAGAGCCAAUGGUAGCAUUGGUAUCACUAUUUGUUUUUUUCUUUUGUUGCCAAUUGGAAGGUGGCGAAGAUAAUGAUAAUGAUGAUGAUGAUGAUGAUGAUGAAUGGCUUGCUCCAGACGUAUACAAGUAAAUAUAUGAUAACUGAGUGUAUCAAGAGGCUGGACAGCCUGGGAAAGUGUAAAUAAAAUGCUCACACUAUUUUUACCUAAUGUUAACAAGAGCUUUUUGUAAAUGUAUCUUGUGCUCAAACUCUGCUGUAUCAUUAUGGAUAUUGUAAAUACAAAAUAGCUCAGUUGGUCACCUGUCCUCACUGGGUAGAACUAUACAAUUAAAUUAACCUUUCAGUGUUCUCCCUUGGUAAAGCUAUUGUUUUUUUAUUAUUAUUGUAUUUAGAGUGUAAUAUCACUAGCCAAAAAAAAAGCUGACUUGGUAAGUAGAAGUUUGACUCUUGGGCAGUAGUGGAGGAUGCCUCCUUGGUUUCAGGCCAAGCAGAGUCCAGUCUAGAUGAGAUAUGCAAGCACAAUCCUGUAUUUCUCAUCAGUCUAGCUUGAAGCACUUUUAUGUUCAGUGGUUGGUGUUUAUAAUUAGAUUUUUUUUUUUUUUUUUUUAGCACAACACCUGUUUCAGGUGUUUAAAAAUGUUGCAAAAAGUUAAAACCCGAAGACAGGGAUGUGGGUAUGAUUAGCUCAUUCACAAACCCCUAUAUCAGCGUAAACACAACUAUUUAGCUUUUUAUUUUUUUUAUUUUGUUUGUUUGAAUAGAAAAGAAUAGCCUCAAACUGAAGAUAUUUUCUUCUCAUCAUAUCUUACCAGGCAUCCAGUGCCAAAACAAUAUUGCUCAACUGCAGUUUAAAUCAAGACUGUGUAACUUUUAACAUAAGAAAAAAACAAGUUUUGCUUCUUAUGAUUAAAUAAUUAAUUCUUAAGCAAUAAAACGCUGUUGCUCAAUUCUCACACAGUGAUUAUGUUAUGGCCGCUAGCGUUUUGUGGCUAAUGUUAGCAAAUUUUAGAAAGAUUGUGCUGUAUAAGCCACAAUACUGAUGCAGUUCAGACAGUCAAAGGUUUGAUUGCUAUAGCCGUACUUGGUCUAUUACAAAGAGUAGCUUUUGGUAGCCAAGGUUAACUAAUUGUAGGUUUGCUAUUGAUUCAAAACAUUGACUUUAUGACUUUUCUCCACUUGCUAUGGUCAUAAUAGCUUAGCAUUUCAGCUCAAUUCUCAGCUAAAUGCCAAACAACAGUCGAGCUAAAUGCUAAUCUGCAUGACUAUAAUUUAGCAUUUAGCAUUAGUCGCUAGUGCCGCAAAAGUUACAUAGUCUCACUUUAAACUGUAAUGUACAAUAAUAACUGAUGAAAAGUUGUCAUGUAUAUCGCUUAAGUACAUCUACACAAAUUGGUUUCAAAUUUCACUACUCAACUAUCAGUUUGGGUUUUUUUGUUUGUUUGUUUUUUGUAGCUCAUCCAUGCUCCCAUUUCUAAUCUGAUAUUAUUGAGUUUACGGAGUCAGGAAACCAUGAGCUCACUGUUCACACACAGUUUAAGUCAGUCUGUCAGAAAGUUCAAUCAAAAAUAUAAAGCUAUAAAUAAAGUAAAAGAUGUUGUAUGUUUUCUAUUAUCUUGUAGAAAAUACUUUUGUAAGUAUGUUGAAAGUAUAAAGUAUUUGCUGGAUUCUGCUUCCUUUGACGACAGUGACAAAACAAUAAUGUACAGAGGAAUUUGUGUUGACAAACUGUGGCUGUGCAAUUUAUGUACAUUUGCAACUAGACCUAUUAAAGUUUUA